AUGCACACAAAAGCAGUUUUGGCUCAGUUGUCAACAUCCGGAGGUGGGUCGUCGUCUCACCUGGACAACGAAGUGUGUGCGUGGCUGUGGAGUAGACUGCAAGAUGAACAGGAGAAACUGAAAGGUUGUCAGGCUGAGAGAGAACACGAAAUAAAACAGGUGGAGAAAUACGUGGAGGAUAUUCGGGCGUUGGCGGAGGAGAGAGACAGGCUGGUGAGUCAGUUGCAGGAGGACAACAGGUUGCUGAAGAGUGAACUCAUCCACACCAAGACACCCACACAGCGCAUGAACAAAUGGUACCUUGAGCAGGGCAACUUCGACAGGGACAACCUGUUUCCCCUGUCUCAACUUCCCCUCCCAGCCCAGUUUGAUUUCUUGCUUGAGGAACAGACGAAUCUCAGGGAGAGCUUCCAGAAACUACAGACACUCUACCAGAGUGAGAAAAAUGACUCGGAUCUGUGUCGGAAGAAACUGGAGGAGACAGUCUCCCAACAGAAGAGAUUGAGAGAGGAGUUCAAGCAGUACAAGUUGGAGAAGGAGACAGAGGUGGAGAUACUGAGAACAGACAGGAGUAGCAGUGAGAGCACACACUCCAAAGAGAGGAAGGGGUUGAGGAAGGAGAACAAGAACCUACAGAACCAGCUUUUAAACCUUCAGCACUCCAAGGACAAAGAAUCAGUGGAGUUGCGGAAGACGAUCAAAGACUUAGACGAAGAGACAGACAGACUGAACUUGGAAUGUAGAUCCCUGAAAAACAACUGCGAACAACUGAGAUUAUCCCUAGAACUCAAAGAAGAGGACUUACAGCGAACAAGAGGUCAGCUGACGUCAUCAGAGGAGAAACUGAAGGCGACGACUGAGAGUCACUCGAGCGACGUGUCAAUUCUGCAUCAGACCAUGGAGAACAUCCUCUCUUCACGGGACACAGAGAGUGAGCAGCUAGUGUGCUCGCUGAGGGCAGAGAACGAGAGUCUGAAGGAGCGGGUGGAGCAGUUCCAGACAGAUGUGGAGAGGAACAGGGGGGAGGUGGAGGGACUUGAGGAGAGACUGAGGGAGGCCAAGGCACUGUGUCAGGAGAAGAGUCAGGAGACGGAGAAGAUACAGAAACUACUGCAGACCAAAAUUGCCAGCAUCAAAGAUCAACUACAGAACCAAGAAAGCAAGGAUAAAGAUGAAAUUGAGCACCUGAAAAAAGAAAAACAGAAGAUUUUGAAAGAAAAAGAUUCUUUGGACACAGAGUUGUCGAGAUUGAAGAAAGAGUUUGAGAUUAAAGUGGGAGAGACUGAGGAUCAGAUCAAGGCACUGCAGACUCAGCUGGAGCUGAAGGAGAAGACCAUUCAGACCCUCAAGACUACCCAAAAGGCACUCAUCGAGGAGAUAACUGGGUUUCGGCAAGAGCACGAGGAGCUGGCCUCCCAGCUGUCCUCCCUCAAACUGGGCUACUCUUCAGAUGUGACGUCACAGAGUAGGGAGAUGGAGGCGAAGAACAAGGCUCUGAGGGAGGAGUUGCAGCAGAUGAAGGAGCAGAUCAGACAGAGGAACGGAGAAAUACACAAACUGGAGCUGGAGUUGAACAGUGUACGCAUUCUAUUGACGAGGGAGAAAGAGGACAACUCUCUGGUGGUGGAGAAGAUGAAGAAACAACUCACUCAGAAGGACACUCAGGUGCAGGAGUUGAUGAAGGAGCGACAGGCAGACAAAGAGAGGUUCUACGAGAAGCUGCAAUCCUACAAGUCGAAGCGAGAGGAAUUAGAAGAAGACCUGGACAACCACUCUUUUGGAUCCAGCAGCCACAAAGACAACAACACAUCCACGCCUAAGCUACACAGGGCAACAGUGGGAGGAAAGAAUGGGGGAGGGGGAAGCGGGAAGUUCUCACUCAAAGAUAAGAAUGAGUUGGUGGACAUGAACAAGGAGAACCUUCUGGAACAUUGUCUGGUGCUGCAGUUUGAGAUGCACGAACUACUGGCAGAGUUGGACAAACUGACUCAGAAGCAGGACGAGGACUUCACCCGGAACCUACAGCUGAAGAGCAGAUACAAGGAAAAGUGCGACAAGCUCAAAGACCAGUCGGCAAAGCAGCGUCAGUUGGCGAGUGAGAAGAUCUCCUCUCUGGAGCACAAAGUGACCUCACUCAACCUGGAACUGAGCCAUCAGACCAGCCUUCGCUCCUCAGUAGAACAGAUGCUCAAGAGAGUCAAUGAGGAUAAACGGGAUCUAUCAUCAAAACUUGAAUCUGCCGUGGAGGAGAAUAAAUCGCUCUCUCGGUCUCUCACUUCGAGCGAACGGAACUUGCGAGACUGGCAGCACGAGAAUGAAACACUGAAGGAAAAGUUGUCGGCCACAGUCGACGAGAAAAUCAACCUGGAGCGAAAUCUGAAAGAAUACGAAAUGAAACUCUACAAUGGAAACGUGAGUCCGAUGAAUACAUUGAGAAGUAGCGGAUACGGCAACUCACUCUCCAUUUUUGCAUCACACUGAGACUUCAAAGGCUAACAAGUUACCCCUAAUAAAACCAAGAAGCCCCUGUCCAAUACCUCGUGGACACAUCUGCCUAGUGACAUGAGGACUGGAUAUGAUUUUUAAUAUCAGAUAUUGAAUUUAUAUCGUGCUUAAAUUUUAAGCGGAACCAUUUUAUACGAAGUUGUAUAAUUAAACUUAUGGAAUAAUAAUCAUUCUUCGAAUUUGCUAAUUUGGUACAAGCUGAAUUAUAUACUGUAAUAUAAUUUUUUUGUACAUUCUCA
Messenger RNA from Symsagittifera roscoffensis, 2744 nucleotides. Its product is annotated as myosin-11-like. The transcript is spliced from 18 exons. The record is from RefSeq and is a predicted model, not a curated record. Bases 1 to 2481 code for a protein of 826 amino acids. NCBI's taxonomy places the organism in Eukaryota, Metazoa, Xenacoelomorpha, Acoela, Convolutidae.